AGUCACACGUCUAUACCCUUUACUGCGGUCAGUUGAUGCCCUCCCCGGGCUAUGCGAAGGUUGGCUCUUUCCCUACAUAAGAGCAGUCGACCUUUAUAUAUACUCCGACUUCGGUAACUUAGAAAGUUUCUGAAAGAAAUACUAAACGGUAAAUCUCAGCCUCUAAUAACUUCUCAAGAUGGAGACACCUGAAAAUCGAGACGAUGCCCAACCAUCGACUGAGUCGACCUCGGUCGAAUCUUUAUUCAACCUGGACAAGUACUUCCCUUCCUGGUUCGACACCUUAGACUGUUUCGUACUACUGUUGGCAUACGAGACGGUUCUCGUCAUAGGCGAAUUCAGCGCUAUUCUCGCUUACUUCUUAUUUACGAUCUUCGUCUUCGCAGCCUCAGUUUAUAAGCCUACUACCAGCGAAGAAGAACCAACUGCUGGCUCUGAACGUGAGGCUAAAAGCUACAGCCUUGGAAAAUUCAGGGAUAAAGAAUUUUUCGUGUUCAUCUCACUGUACUGGUGGUGGACACCUUUAGUCAGAAUUGGGAUAUUCCUGUACUGUAGUCGAAGAGGUUUUGCAGAGGUGAUUAGAAAUUUAGGUGCGAUUAGAAUGGCGUGGCCGGAUCUCCUCAUUGUGGCUGGAGUUGAGUUGGAUUUUAAGCUGGAUGCCCCUGAACCGGUUCUGAUCAGUUUCUUCAACGAGAAGAUCGAACGUCUGUGGCCAUACGCUAUCCCGUCAUUUGAGGAAUUCCUGAAGACAAGAUUCCAACCAUCCCUCAAGUCCAGGCUGCAGUUGCGAUCGACAAAUAUCCUUCGAAGACCUGAAGGGAAGGAAACUUUUCAGGUCUUGUCUGCCAAGGUAGUCGACAGGUCUCUGAAGAAGAUUGUGAUCGACAUCGGUUUCAUAUACUGCGGAGACUACUGUGGAUUUGCCCUGUGGCCCUCUGGAGAAAAAUUAUAUUUCCGCUCUUUUCAGGCGAAUGCAAAAUUGCGCUUGGACCUACGAUAUGGCAACUGGACAAGACCUGAAGAAAUGGCUCUCAUGGGACACAAUGUUGACACUCUUCACAGAGUCAUCAUUAGUUUGAAGAAAAUUAAUAAACUGUAUACAUGGAGUGAUGAAAUUACACAAGAAGUUUCAAGUCCCUUACAGAAGAGGUUCCUGACAGGUGUCGAAGAUGUCAUUCACACUUGCUUUCCUUUGGAUCUGACUUUGGUAACAAGUACCACAGGACGAGCUCAGCAAACUCGUCCAACAUUGCCCAUAAGGCGCCCUGAAUCACAAGCUAUACCUGAUAUCAUACAAAACAUUCCCACAACAUCAUCGACAAGGCUACCUGAGAGAAGAUUACCUGGUGGUUACCUAGAAGAUGUAACUGCCUCAAGCCAAAGAUUGGAAGCGCAAGAAAUCCUCCAUCAUACUAGCAUCCAUAGAGCUUCAUCUUCCGCCCCUCAGUUACAAAGGACCUGCGAAAAUGCAUCAGCAGAAGCGAGGGAUACACAUGGACAAGAAAACCAUGAUAAAAGAGCAAGCGCACAAUUGACCAAUGAAGCAACUUCAGUUCUACCAUCCAUUAACUCCGAACCUGUGUUGGCUGUUGAUCCAGAGUUAAGAGAAUCAAUGACAAAGGAUUUAAUUGCUGGCACACAAGUAGCCACAGCAAAUGCACCCUAUGGAACUAUAGAACUUACAACAAAAUUCCAAAGUCCUCGCUCUCUUCUUGUCAGCAUUCAUAAAAUAAGAAACCUACCGAAGAGAAAGGGCAGGACACCACAGCCUUAUGUAAAAUUAGUUCUCCAUUCCCAAGACGAAUCUGAUUUUAAGGAAUCCACAGAGGUUCUGGACAAAACUACUGAUCCUGUAUUUGAGAAGAGCUUCAGAUUUCAACUUAGCAAACCACUUUCUCAAUAUACUUUGAAAGUAACAGUGAAGACAAAACACAAGCUUUCCCAUGCUUUAGCCCAGGUAUUGUUGUUCUUCACUCCAACCUCGAGCAACACAGCAGAGGAAAGAAAAUGGUACGAGUUGAAUUCACCAAAAACAGAACAAAUUCCUCAUGAAGUAUUCUAUAAAGAAUAAACAGUCACUGAGCAAUGUUCAAAGCAAAUACGUAAUGGAUACAGAAGAGCUGUAAACCUCUUUCAAGAAAAGAAUGUGGAAUAAUAUGUAAACAUUAACAUGUUGCUACAUGAUGCAAGAAGGGAAAUGACUACAGUGCCCUGUAAUGAUAGGUUGAGAAUUAUGAACAAUCAUUUCCACCAAGAGCCUUCAUGGGUCAUGAACACUGCUACCAAUACAUGAACACCUAACAAGGCACAUUAAACAACUUUCAAGAAUACCCAUAGUUUGCCAACUGUAUGGAAUAUAUUUUCUAGCAUACAAUAAAACAAGACCAAGUCAUGCUUGUAAGCUUUUGUAAGACUCAUCUGAAGGUGAAAAAUGGUUCAGGAACAUUAAAAUAAUGCAGCUGAGGAUGUACAAAUGGUGCAUUUUGUAGUGCCAUCUACAGUGCUAGACAGUAACCCCCUACAGUUAUAUGAAACAUGAAAGCAGGAAGCUAAAACUACUAAAGGAGAAAGACAUCUCAUGACCAAAUGUCUGUAGUACAAAUCUACAAACACCAAAACUGCAGUCACAUUAUACAAAAAUAUUAAAAGGUUUUCUUAUAUUAA
This is a messenger RNA of Macrobrachium nipponense, 2664 nucleotides long. RefSeq lists its product as uncharacterized. Bases 179 to 2071 code for a protein of 630 amino acids. The transcript has 12 exons. The record is from RefSeq and is a predicted model, not a curated record. Lineage: Eukaryota; Metazoa; Arthropoda; Malacostraca; Decapoda; Palaemonidae. Gene Ontology annotation, molecular function: calcium ion binding; phosphatidylethanolamine binding; calcium-dependent phospholipid binding. Gene Ontology annotation, cellular component: extrinsic component of cytoplasmic side of plasma membrane; endoplasmic reticulum membrane.